Messenger RNA from Diaporthe batatas, 1945 nucleotides. RefSeq lists its product as uncharacterized. NCBI's taxonomy places the organism in Eukaryota, Fungi, Ascomycota, Sordariomycetes, Diaporthales, Diaporthaceae. The record is from RefSeq and is a predicted model, not a curated record. Bases 596 to 1783 code for a protein of 395 amino acids. The transcript is spliced from 2 exons.
CCGGCUCGACUCCUGGUCUCGUCACCGUCAGAAAACCACCAAAGACCCCCGUCCCGCCCGCCUGCGCUGCUCUCCUCUCCCUCUCCUCACCAAGACUCUGAGCCCCGAUCACCAGAGCAAAUAGACCGUCCGUUUUCGACAAUACUCCCUCUCCGAUACCGAUACCAAUCCACUCGGCAAAGGCCAGAAACAGCAGUCUACGAUCCCCUCAACAGCCCACACACGUCACCACCAGCUCAGUCACCCAGUCACCCAGUCACUCGACUCUUUUGCUCGUAUUUCUCGCAACAGGAAAACGAACAAACAAGUCAAACCAAACACCACCCAUCAAAAUGUCUUGUCCCAUCAGCUCUGUCUAAAUGGCUCUCAACGUUUACACAAGCCGCCAACCAACCAACAACAACAACCAGACAACCCGGCUCUUUCUUCUCGGUUCCUCCUUUCUCAGUCUUUCAUUCAGCCCAGAUACCACUUCGACUUCAUCCUUAUCGCAUUUCCUCUGACCAAGCAGCUUCUACGUGAUACCCCUUGUGAUACCCACUUUCCGUUUCUGGCGUCAUCGGAAUACCACAACUGCACGACUUUCUCGCAUACCAUGGACGAUCCCGGCUGUGCUUGGCCCUUUUGGAAGUUUGGCUUGCAAAAGGAUGACCUCACCACCACCCUACAUGACCGCUUCAACACCAUUCCCUCGGCCAUCCAGGACCCAGAGGCAUUCCACCAUGAUGUCUAUGAAAUCUCCACCAGAGCCUCAACUCUCACAGAGUUUGAGAACUUGAUGGAAGAGCGCAAGAAGCUGCGCUUGGAGGAAUUGAAUGGCAUGUUGGAGGAUGCAAGUUUCGAGAUCAUCGGUAACCCAUCCCUCAUCGGCACCGAGCAGUGGCAGUAUGCCAUCCAGCUCUUCCGCACAAAGUCCCUGGACUCCCUGGUCCGGUACUUCUCGUCCUACCUGCCUCAGGAACACCCUUGGCACCAUGACAGCGCGUCACCUAUCAGCAGCACCGGCAGCUCGCAACCUGCCAUCUUCGACUGUGACGGGCCCAUGUUCUUUGAUGAGCCCGAGGAAGACGAUACAUAUUACACCAACGAACACUCCCAAACUUUCGACAUCACAGAAAUCUCUCUCGACCAACCGACUCGCUCAAUGACUGUGCGGUCCGAGGAUUCUGGCGUCUCCGUCUCCGAACGCGUCCAACAGAACCAUAAGUACCUGGCCCGCACCUCCCAGCGGGCCAUGUCCUUCUCCGAGUCCGAGUCUGAGCCUAUACACAUACAUGACUCGAUACCUGCACUUCACGACGACGACGUCACAUCGCAGUCCGAUGACCCCGAGACUCCAUCAACGUCCGUCUCUGACUUGUCGGAUACUGAGUCUCAAGGGAAGGACACGAUGUUGACCACGAUUGUCGACGACGAUGCUCACGACGAAUAUCUCUCCAUAACCCAUGCUCAACUCUCUUCCAUGGACUCGAUGGAAUCCGAAACUCCUACACCCAAACCCGAACGCACUCACUCAUCUGCAGCUCCAUUUUUCGACACGAGACUAUCACCACUACGGGCUCGUAGUCUAUCUUCCAGCCAUACAUAUCCCCAUCACGCACAUCCGGCCCACGAGGACUUCAGCAGACAACAUGCGACCACCCGACAGUUACGACGAAGGGACACCAGCGUCGAUCGUCAGCGAUCAAGGUACGAAUCGCGCGGAAGGUCUAGCCGAGUGCAAAAGCCUACGGUUGAGCCACGAGGUAUCCGCCAGCGAGGUAGGAGGCAUGUGGGUGCCUAGAUAUGGGAUCCCAUGGUGUGGCAGUGAUCGUUGGUGGACGGGUCGGUGGAGGCCCAUGGUAGUGACGAGGGCACCCAAAGCAUGUACAUAUAUACAUGGGGGACGCCGUUGUAAAUACUGUAAUGACUGUCGCAGCAAUGCGCUAACGAACAAAUUAUUCCU